Molecule: messenger RNA, 748 nt
Organism: Capsicum annuum
Lineage: Eukaryota; Viridiplantae; Streptophyta; Magnoliopsida; Solanales; Solanaceae
Product: SKP1-like protein 11
Exons: 1
Coding region: 208-669 (153 amino acids)
Biological process (GO): SCF-dependent proteasomal ubiquitin-dependent protein catabolic process
Cellular component (GO): nucleus; cytoplasm
Molecular function (GO): cullin family protein binding
Source: RefSeq, a predicted model, not a curated record
GUGAAGAAAAAUAUCAAUCACUAUAAAUACACUACUACACCCUACCUCUCAACAUAUUAUUCUCUAUUUUGGAGUUUUUCUUGAAAAAAAUUUAUUCCCCAAAAAUAUCAAUGGCAUCAUCAUCAGAAACCAAAUCAUCAUCAUCGAAAACCGAACAGAAAAAGAUGAUAACCUAAAUCAUCAUCAUCGAAAACCGAACAGAAAAAGAUGAUAACCUUGCAAUCAUCAGACAAAGAUGUAUUUGAGAUUGAACAAUCGAUCCUGAUUCAGUCAGGAACCAUAAAAAACAUGGUGGAGGACGAUUUCACUUUUAUCCCACUACCAAGCGUUGAUACAGAAACCCUAAUCAAAAUUAUCGAGUAUAUGAAGAAGCAUGCAGACAAGACAGAUUCAAAGGAAAAAAAUAUCAAAGAAUUCGACAAGGAUUUCAUGAAGAAGACGUUGAAUGAACUAUUUGCUCUUGUAUUUGCUGCAAAUUACCUUCACAUUAGCAGUUUAUUGGAGCUGUUAUAUCCGUCAAUUGCUGAUAGAAUUAAGGACAAAAUAACAGAGGCUAUUCGACAGAUAUUUAGUAUCCGAUGUGAUUUCACACCAGAGGAAGAAAGAAGGAUUAUUAUGGAUAAUAAGUGGGCACAUGAAGGGACAGAAAUUGAAGGAACUCUUGAUUAGAUUUAUUUAUGUUUCUUUCGGUUUAAUUUGAUUUAGGGUUUUCGUUUUUGGUCAUUAGUUUUUUGUUUAGGGUUUUUUG